This is a messenger RNA of Blumeria graminis f. sp. triticale, 297 nucleotides long. NCBI's taxonomy places the organism in Eukaryota, Fungi, Ascomycota, Leotiomycetes, Helotiales, Erysiphaceae. The record is from the annotation of a GenBank genome assembly.
AUGACACCAUUGAAAUACCUCACUUUAAUCGCUUUCACCAUUGUGCAUGAAGUAAAUGGUGCGUGGACCAUAGAAAAAGUAUUAAAUUGUGGUGGCGCUAAAUAUUCUGGCCAGAACCUCGUGCAAUUUCGCAAUACGCAUUGCUCUAAUCAAAGGCAUGGUGUUUAUGCUCUAAAUCAGUAUAGUCACCCAAGAGAGUCUUUCGAAGAUGAAACUGGGAUCAGUUUCUAUUUCUUAAGACUCCCUAUAAUAUCACAGAGUGGUACAAUGCUUUAUAGUCAGUUACUCAGCCUUUGA